GUGGGUGGAAAACUGCCCCGCAGCCCUAAAUCGCCUGGUCCAAGCUGGAAGCGAGACUGGUGGGCGACGAGUCUGCUGACUAGUCAUGUGACUUGGCGUCCAAAUUCACACUCCUCCUACUUGACUUCCCCGAAUUGAAGCCGAGGUCCAGCAAGCGGGUCCCAUCAUCCGCCUCGAAACCCGAGCUGGGCUUGCCAACGGUCAAUAGGUAUCUUGCGACAUGUAGUCAAAACAACUUCAAAGCCGACCUACUGAGAUGCUUGAUGAAGAUCAUCCCGUAGAAUAUAUUUUAGACACCGUCGAUACAAUUAUGGCGGCCCAACGGCGACCAAAAGUCAUCCUUUUCGACAUUGGUGGUGUCUGUGUGGUAUCUCCUUUCCAAUCAAUCUUAGAUUAUGAGCUCAGCCUUGGCAUCCCCCCUGGAUGGGUAAACUACUCCAUCUCAAAGACCGCGCCGGAUGGAUUCUGGCACCGUCUCGAAACCGGGAAGAUCCCAAUGGAUGCCGCGUUCUUUUCCGGCUUCAACAGAGACCUCCAUGAUCCUGUACGGUGGGAGGCCUUCUACCAGGCACAGCGGGACAAGAACCCCGACCUUCCGGCCGCCGUCCCUCCGGUUCCGCGGCUCGACGGCGAGUGGAUGUUCUUCGACAUGAUGGCCGCGGCAAGGGCCCCCGACCCGUGGAUGUUCCCGGCCCUGCAGCGCCUGAAGGCCAGCGGCGAGUACAUCGUGGCGGCGCUGAGCAACACCGUCAUCUUCCCGCCCGACCACGAGUACUCGCGGAAGGACUUCCUCGACGACCCCGUGCGGAGCCUGUUCGACGUAUUUGUCUCGUCCGCGCACGUCGGGCUGAGGAAACCAGACCCGAAGAUCUACCAGCUGGCCCUGGAAUUGGUUGACCAGUUUGCCAGGUCCAACUCGGGCACGGAACGGGGAAGGGCGGCCGCGUGGGGCGACGGGGUUAGGGCGGAAGACGUCGUUUUCUUGGAUGACAUCGGGGAGAAUCUAAAGGCCGCGAGUAAGGUCGGGUUCCAGACCAUCAAGGUGCCGCUUGGGAAGGCAUUUGAGGGUGUAGAGCAGCUAGAGAGGGUCACCGGCCUCAAGUUAGCGGGCGGCCACCCUAAGAUCCCUAUAAAGCCCAUGCUAAAGGGCAGCAGUCAAGCAAAGAUAUAGAUAAAUACAGUUUGGUCAAGGUGAUCGGUUGGAGCAGCGUAGCCAAUGAUCACGCCGAUAGGGUGGAGAAUGAAGGCGAGGAUAUCGAUGUACACGAUAGACUGUAUAGAGCUCACAGGAAGAUGUUCAAGAUGGUGUUAUU
Phialemonium atrogriseum is the source of this 1313-nucleotide messenger RNA. Its product is annotated as acyl-CoA dehydrogenase. The record is from RefSeq and is a predicted model, not a curated record. The transcript is spliced from 2 exons. The coding region runs from base 257 to 1171 and encodes 304 amino acids. Lineage: Eukaryota; Fungi; Ascomycota; Sordariomycetes; Cephalothecales; Cephalothecaceae.